Molecule: messenger RNA, 3326 nt
Organism: Diorhabda sublineata
Lineage: Eukaryota; Metazoa; Arthropoda; Insecta; Coleoptera; Chrysomelidae
Product: zinc finger protein hangover
Exons: 2
Coding region: 189-3326 (1045 amino acids)
Source: RefSeq, a predicted model, not a curated record
UCUAAAAUUUAUAUCUAACAUCAACUUAAAAAAUCAGUUCUGAAGAUUGACGUUUCGCUCUCUCAUCCAGAAGUUUUCUUCAAGAAUACAGAUGAGCACUAAAGUAACACAAACUAUUACCAGAUUUAGAAGCGAAAGUCAGCUGCGGGACCUAUACGAUUGUUGCAUGAAGCCUACAAAGAAACACGAUGACAUCCGUCACACUACCGUCAAGUUCGGGUACGUUGAAUGGAGGAUAUUCAUCGUCAGUGACGGAAAAGUUACCAACUACUCAACCAGAUUUUGAUGCAUUACGCACAAUAAAACGAUCCCUAUGUUUAACAUCUACAGAAUCAUGCAAAAAACGUCGGAAGCAGUCGACUCCUAUCAGAAUAUCUACAAGUGAAACAGAAAGUCAGAACGCUAACUCUCUUGAAGGUAAGCCCAUCGUGCCUUCCCCUGAACCCAAUCAUCGUUGUUCAAUUUGCCAACAGUCCUUUUCAUAUCCAGAGCAACUGCAAAAUCACAUCAUAUGCGAACAUCCUCUUUUAGAGUGCAAAAAGGAGCCCGAAGAUCAUCCUACAACACCAUCUUCGGUUUCUUACGUGGAUCAAUCAGAAACACCAAUGGGUUUAUCCAUUAUGCGCUCUGAUAUACCGUGGGUAAAUGAGAUUCAAAACAAAGAGUGGAUUGGUUCCAACUUAUCAAACCUUUCUUUCAACCCAGCCAAUCCAAUGUUUAUGACGUUACCUCCAUAUUCACAUACAGAUAAUAUAUCCCUAAAACCCAUUCGGAUCUUUAAUCCAGAUGCUUACUGUGAUCUUUGCAACAAAGAAUUUUGUAAUAAAUAUUUUCUUAAAACACACAAAGCAAACAAACAUGGAAUUUACACGGAUAGCUCUUCAUCUGAGCCUUUAUUAAACUCUGUAACUGUACCGUCAAUAACAAGUAACCUUAAGAUAUCUAAUCCCGUGCCAACAACUGUCGAACAACCUACCAUAACGAGCGAUUCGAAAACUCCUGCGAAUAUGAUUAAUGCAUUCAAUAAUAUUUUCCAAAAUCCAUUUUCAAAUCAAGCAAAUUUAUCAGAAAAUGAAAUGAACGAAAAUAUUGCUAUGUCGAAUGGAAUGUCUUCGUCAAGCGAAAGUGAUAAAAUUUUCUCAGACGAUCCGCACGCUGAAGAAAAUAGUAGUCCUUGUAUACAAACCGAAUCUACCUCAAUAAAAAAUGAUCCAGACGGAUUGUUUCAUGAUACAUCGAGUAAAUUAUCCUCAGAUCAAACUAAUCGUGAAUUAGACUUGUCAUAUCGUUUAAGGAAAAUUGGUGUUAUGAACCCUAAAGCAUUUUGUGAAAUAUGUUGUAAGGAAUAUUGUAAUAAAUAUUUUCUAAGAACUCACAAACUAAAACGGCACGGAAUAUACAUUCCAGACGACAAAGAUAAGGACAUUAGAAGUGAAUGUAUGUCAGGCUUUUCAUCAAGUAACGUGCAGACGAGUCCUUUAAAUCUCAUUAUGACAGAGCAAGGCAGUUCCGACAGUAAAAUAACAUCACCCACGAGUAUUGGUUGUGAUAUAUGUUGCAUUAAAUUUCAAAAUGCUAGUCUUGCACAAUUGCAUAAUGUCAGCGUCCAUGCCAGAGUAUCUUCAAUAGAACCAGAAGAAUGUGACAGAUCGCAGCAGGAUAGUACCAAAAUAUCAGAAGGAAUCAAAUCUAAUGAGAAAUCGGUGAAUCCAGAAACUAUUAGUGAAGAUUUGCAAAAACUUCAAACAAUGAUUCUUCAGCUGAACGACAUCGAUACUUCUAAAGUAACCACGAACUGUGCUAUUUGUAACAAAGAAUUCGAAAACCGAUUUUAUCUUCAAGCACAUAUGCUCUCAGAGCAUAGUAUGUUGAUGGACGAAGGAGAUUGUGAAAAAGCGGGUGAUACAGAGUUGCGCUCAACUAAUAAUGCAAUGUGCGAUAUCUGCGGUAAGGAAUUACUGAACGUCGAAGAAUUAUCAAGACAUAUAGUGGAAUUUCAUUCAAACCAUCAAGUGGCUGCAGAUUCUUCGAAAGAUGACAAUAGUGGAUUUACCGGUGGAGAUAAAUCGUCAAAUAGAUUGCAAGUUUCUAGUGGACAUAUCCCAGAACGGCGUGUUUCUAUGAACGUUACCCCCACCAGUAGCUACUGUGAAAUUUGCAACAAAGAAUUAUGUAAUAAAUAUUUCAUGAAAACACAUAUGCAAAGAAUGCAUGGGAUCGAAAUAGAGAAUGGAGCACAAAUUGGAGGUGUCGUUUGUGACAUAUGCAACAAGGAAUUAUGUAGCAAAUACUUCUUACGUGUUCAUAAACAUAACACUCACGGUAUAAUUGAAUACGGAGGUAAUUUAUUGCCUCCAAGGAAAUCAGAUGGAGAAUCAUCAGUCUUGCCAUCACCUUCCACUCCACUAGAAACGGAUUCAACUCUAAAACCAACCGACUUAGCGGAUUUAAGUCACAGAUACUUCACUCAUUUUACCGAAGUCUGUACUAUAUGCAGUCGGAGAUUUAGAAGUACGAAAUGGUUGAAAGCUCAUUUAAUAACAGACCAUGGGCAAGUGGGGGCAGAAAAAUGGGCUGAAAUUGAAAUCCAGUUACAACAAAGAGGAAAAGUAUCGACAACGGCAAAUUUAGAAGGAAAUUCAAACUUAAAAAUACCAAAUGGAAGUCAAGAUAUGCAACAACAGAAAGUAGGUGGCGUUCAAAAUUUUAUAUCCACUUUAUUUGGUAUCGACGAGAGUAACUCGAAAAUGUAUCAAUGUUCCUAUUGCCCAUUCACCUCGCCUUUAUUGCCCUUGUUAUUUGUUCACGAAAGAUCACAUAUGAAUAUGGAAGGGUUUUCAUUUAAGUGUCCUAUAUGCCCACAAAAUUUUACUGAACGAAAAUUGCUGGAACGUCAUAUAUUAUCUAGACAUUCCUUCCUCUUACCCAAUACUGUCAAAGAGGAAGAUACUAUCACAAAAGAAAUGUCUAAAGAAAGUUCCGAGGACGAUGAUCCAAGUAGACAAGAAUUUGGUACAUCUAGUCAGGGACAACUAGCUAAGCUAUCAUCCCCUAUAAAAGUACCCUCGGAUAUUGAGCAAUCUUUAAUGGAUGUGGCUAAAAGAAUGCAAUGGCCAGCUACUUAUGCUAUACCUCAAAGAAAAAAUCAAUCAGAACAGGACCAAGAUGAAGCAUCUUCACCUUCAGGGCCAGGGUACGUAAUGCAGGCAUUUUUAUUAGAAGAAUCAGCCUCCGAACGUCGGGUUAUGCCCUCUGUUGUUUUCUUACCUAUGCUACAAAAACAACCAGCCCCUAUCACUGUUACUUUUACACUAACCCCGGCCUAA